Drosophila hydei is the source of this 1421-nucleotide messenger RNA. RefSeq names its product gustatory receptor 8a (gene Gr8a). Lineage: Eukaryota; Metazoa; Arthropoda; Insecta; Diptera; Drosophilidae. The record is from RefSeq and is a predicted model, not a curated record. The transcript is spliced from 4 exons. The coding region runs from base 247 to 1401 and encodes 384 amino acids. Gene Ontology annotation, cellular component: membrane. Gene Ontology annotation, biological process: sensory perception of taste.
UUGUAUCAGACAAAAAAUAUACAUAUUUCUAUAUAAGUAUACGUAUAUAUAUUUUUGUCAACCACUCUUCAUUAAGCUAUCUGCAUAAUUGAAAACGGCUAUGAAUAUUACUGGAGUCUCCCUAGUCCUAACACAUUGUCAAAGAGCAGUGAAGCAUGUGGUUUGCUCGUUCUUACGCCACGUGUCCACGGCUGUUUAGAGAUGUCCAGAUGAUAGGGUGGUCGCUGGUGGAGCUGAGGUUAAACGAUGAUAGGCUACCACAUCGAUCAGGUACUGCGCUUUCACCUGCGCUGUUAUCAGCUGAUAGGGAUGCACGGGCUACCGCUGUCAAGCGAUGUGUAUCCGAGGCAAAAGUCAAAGCUACUGAAUCUCUGGGCCGGAUGCUUAUUAACGGGGUUCAGUGGAGUGGUGUACAUGUGCUUAACCAGCGACGAUGACUUCCUCUACCAGGGCGACAAUUUUAGCUACUUCAACGAUGCCAUGAAGUUUGGCUUUGCCGAAAUGGCCAUAUUGAGUAUCUACUGGGAGACACUUUCGUCGCAACGAGUUCACCUGGCGUGCUUUUGGCAGCUAUAUGAAGCUCUGGCAGCAACGUUCAAGGCAACACCAUCAGUUCGAACCCUGCGGCAGCAGCUCCUGCAACACUGGCGCUUCCUUCUCAUAUUCUAUGGCACGCUAUUGUUGGAGCUGGCGCUGUUGUGCGUGUAUGUGCUAAUGCAGGAGAUUUCGCGUCAUCUUUUGCUCUUCUGGAUCACCUUUCAACCGUUCGUCUUAGUGGUGCACCUGCGCAAUACACAGUUCGUGCUUCAUUUAGAUCUAUUGCGCCAGGAACUGCUGCAGCUGGAGUGCGAGCUGAUACUGCUUGUCGAAUAUUCAGGCUUUGCCAAAGACUCAGCUAGCUUUGCUGGCUUCGACGAAUACCUAAGACGUCGUGUGCGUGAGAAGCAGAUGAUUUAUGAGCGCAUCAACGAGCAGUGUACCUGCUUCACAAGGGGGUUUAGUUACUCCGUGCUUACCGUGCUGCUUAUGAUAUACAUUCGCAUCACAGUCGAUUGCUAUUUUUUCUUGUAUACCACAUUUAAUAACAUUAUUAACUUGGAUUAUUACCUAUUGUUUCCCGCAAUCCUUCAGAUACCCAUAUUUCUCUAUGCUUCACAGACCUGCAUGCAAAUAGUGCCCCGGAUUGCAUACCAGCUACACAAUAUUGUAACCGGCUGUUCGCCAGUUUCCUUGCAGAUCCAAAACUUUUCGCUACAAAUCCUACAUGAACCUGUGCGCAUUGAUUGUGUGGGUAUAGUUAUUCUAGACAAUCAUCUGCUAACACAGAUUGCUUACGCCGUGUGCACCUAUAUGAUCUUUACCGUGCAGCUGAUGCCCAAGUUGAGUGGGGCCUAUUUAUAGUUUUUUUUGUAUAUCAUAUU